Chanos chanos (milkfish) is the source of this 2338-nucleotide messenger RNA. RefSeq names its product actin related protein 3 (gene actr3). The transcript is spliced from 12 exons. NCBI's taxonomy places the organism in Eukaryota, Metazoa, Chordata, Actinopteri, Gonorynchiformes, Chanidae. The record is from RefSeq and is a predicted model, not a curated record. Bases 83 to 1339 code for a protein of 418 amino acids.
UCCGCCUUCACACACAUCCUCCUGCCGACACUUCUGGUUUCCCCAUCGGUCGAAAAGCUCUGUAAGGGUACGGACACAAGCUAUGGCUGGACGGUUACCGGCGUGUGUUGUGGACUGCGGAACCGGAUAUACAAAACUUGGUUAUGCAGGAAACACAGAGCCUCAGUUCAUCGUCCCAUCAUGUAUCGCUAUCAAAGAGUCGGCCAAAGUCGGAGACCAGGCGCAAAGGAGGAUGAUGAAGGGUGUGGAUGAUCUGGACUUCUUCAUUGGUGAUGAGGCAAUAGACAAGCCCACCUAUGCCACGAAGUGGCCCAUUCGCCAUGGCAUUGUGGAGGACUGGGACUUAAUGGAGCGCUUCAUGGAGCAGGUCAUCUUUAAGUACCUGAGGGCUGAACCAGAAGACCACUAUUUCCUGUUGACAGAGCCUCCUCUGAACACACCUGAGAACCGAGAGUACACAGCAGAAAUCAUGUUUGAGUCAUUCAACGUGCCAGGGCUGUACAUCGCUGUGCAGGCUGUUCUUGCUCUGGCUGCGUCCUGGACGUCUCGGCAGGUUGGGGAGCGGACGCUCACGGGAACAGUCAUUGACAGUGGGGAUGGAGUGACCCACGUUAUCCCUGUGGCGGAAGGCUAUGUGAUUGGCAGUUGUAUAAAGCACAUCCCUAUUGCUGGGCGGGACAUCACUUACUUCACCCAGCAACUGCUGAGAGAGCGUGAGGUGGGCAUCCCUCCGGAACAGUCUCUGGAGACAGCCAAAGCGGUGAAGGAACGUUUCAGCUACGUUUGUCCUGACCUGGUCAAGGAAUUCAACAAGUACGAUACAGACGGCUCAAAGUGGAUCAAACAGUACACCGGCAUCAACUCCAUCAGUAAGAAAGAGUUCACCAUCGACGUCGGCUACGAACGCUUCCUUGGACCUGAGAUCUUCUUCCACCCUGAGUUUGCUAACCCAGACUUCACCCAGCCUAUCUCUGAGGUGGUGGAUGAAGUCAUUCAGAACUGCCCUAUCGAUGUGAGGCGUCCUCUGUAUAAGAACAUUGUACUGUCUGGUGGUUCCACCAUGUUCCGGGACUUCGGCAGACGUUUGCAGAGAGACCUGAAGAGAACCGUGGACGCACGUCUGAAACUCAGUGAGGAGUUAAGCGGCGGCAAACUGAAGCCCAAACCCAUCGAUGUUCAGGUCAUCACUCACCACAUGCAGAGAUAUGCCGUGUGGUUUGGCGGCUCCAUGCUGGCUUCCACCCCGGAGUUCUACCAGGUUUGCCACACCAAAAAGGACUAUGAGGAGAUUGGUCCCAGCAUCUGUCGUCACAACCCUGUCUUUGGCGUCAUGUCCUAGAAAUAUCUAGAAACAUUGUUGCACCUCAGAGCAGAAUGGAGGAAGGGCAUGAUCAAAGAUGAGCGUGGCUAAAAGAGAGCAAUUUUUUUCCUCUUUUUUUUUUUUUUUUCACUUAACCCAGGAUGAGCCGUCUGAAAUGUCAAAAGGACGCAAGUCUGUUUGAAACGAACGUAUGGGCAGUAAUGAGCAGUAAUUUUUCAUAAUUCACCCCCACCCUCCUUCCCCAAAUAUAAGGGAAACUGGAUUCUAGACUCAAGUAAUUUCAGACAUCUAUAUCAUAUCGACGUGAGCUUGUAAUAAUAAUUGCAUUGAUGACAAUAAUAAUAUUGAUUAUAAUAAUAAUCAUAAAAUCAAAAUUGGAUUUGUGUUCUUCAUGUUAGAGAGUUUGCCUCAAUCUCUUGAAUUAAAAUAUAUAGGAUACAAAUUUUGAUGCAUUUUGACCACAGAUAUUUUGUUUUGUUGUCUUACCUCUUUCUCUCUCUCUCUCUCUGUCUCUCUUUUCCUCUAUUUGUGUAUCAUGGCAAGAAUUUUUCCAUAUUUUUUUACAGUUUUUUUUUUAAUGCAUAAAGUGGGGUGAUGAGAGGAAUGAGCUCAAAUACAAAAUCAUAAUGACUUUUGAGCGGGUAAAACACUCUCUAUUUAGAAUUAAACACAUAUAUCUUCAGAAGAUAUGUUUUUAGAUAUCUUCUGGGACCCCCAACCUAUGUCAUUUUUUUUUUUUCCUUUUAUUGAAAUCCCUCUUGAAAGUUGAGACUUUACACAUCUUACUGCUUUCAUCUCAGACCAUAUGUAUCCUUUUUCCUUCAAUGUUGCAAGAAACUAAAAAUGUCAGCUAUAGGAUAAUGCCGAGCUUGAGCUGGAAUGGCUGUUGGACCAGUAUUGUUAGCCUAGAAGAUUUUUUUUAUUGUUGAACACCAAAAUGGAUUAAAAGAUGGGGAUUUGUAAAUGUAACAAUGUCUAGAAACAUUCCAAUAAAGGCUCAAAAUUGUUUCUACAAAA